Molecule: messenger RNA, 5440 nt
Organism: Heteronotia binoei (common prickly gecko)
Lineage: Eukaryota; Metazoa; Chordata; Lepidosauria; Squamata; Gekkonidae
Gene: HOOK3
Product: hook microtubule tethering protein 3
Exons: 22
Coding region: 214-2370 (718 amino acids)
Biological process (GO): cytoplasmic microtubule organization; cytoskeleton-dependent intracellular transport
Cellular component (GO): centrosome; cytoplasm
Molecular function (GO): dynein light intermediate chain binding; microtubule binding
Source: RefSeq, a predicted model, not a curated record
CCGGUGCGGGCGGAUCCCGGCGGGCCCGGUGACGUGUCUGCGCCACAAGCAGCCCGGCCCGGCUCUGCCGGCCUGGGUUAGGAAAGAAGAAAGAGGCGACGGCUGUGAGAAGGGAAAGGGUGUCUGGCCGACUCCACCUCAGGCCCGGGAGCCGCGUCGUCGCCGCCGCCGCCAGAAGGGACGAAAGCGAGCGAACCCUGCCUGGCCUGCACCAUGUUUAACGUGGAGAGCCUCGAGCGGGCCGAGCUCGGAGAAAGCUUGCUCACCUGGAUCCAGACAUUCAACGUUGAAGCACCCUGCCAGACUGUAGAAGAUUUAACCAAUGGAGUAGUGAUGGCCCAAGUACUUCAAAAGAUAGAUCCAGUGUACUUUGAUGAAAACUGGUUAAACAGAAUCAAAACAGAAGUAGGAGACAAUUGGAGACUGAAGGUAAGCAAUCUGAAGAAAAUUUUAAAAGGAAUUUUGGAUUACAAUCAUGAGAUUUUGGGACAGCAAAUCAAUGAUUUUACUCUUCCUGAUGUUAACUUGAUUGGGGAGCACUCAGAUGCUGCAGAGCUUGGAAGAAUGCUCCAGCUCAUUCUGGGAUGUGCCGUUAACUGUGAACAAAAACAAGAAUAUAUCCAGACCAUCAUGAUGAUGGAGGAGUCUGUUCAACAUGUAGUCAUGACAGCCAUCCAGGAGUUGAUGAGUAAAGAAUCUCCAGUCUCUGCUGGAAAUGAUGCUUACGUUGAUCUUGAUCGCCAGCUGAAGAAAACUACAGAAGAAUUAAAUGAUGCCUUAGCAACCAAAGAAGAAAUUGCCCAGAGAUGCCAUGAAUUGGAUAUGCAGGUUGCUGCACUGCAAGAGGAGAAGAGUAGUUUGCUUGCUGAGAAUCAGAUCUUGAUGGAACGCUUGAAUCAAUCGGACUCUAUAGAAGACCCCAAUAGCCCAGCAGGACGUAGACACCUGCAGCUACAGACACAGUUAGAACAGCUCCAGGAGGAAACAUUCAGAUUAGAAGCAGCAAAGGACGAUUAUCGAAUUCGUUGCGAAGAGUUAGAGAAGGAAAUUACAGAAUUACGGCAACAGAACGAAGAAUUAACAAAUCUCGCAGAAGAAGCCCAGUCUUUGAAGGAUGAAAUGGACGUACUAAGGCAUUCCUCUGACAAAGUAUCCAAGUUAGAAAGCCAGGUGGAAUCUUAUAAAAAGAAGUUGGAAGAUCUUGGGGACCUUCGACGACAGGUGAAACUCUUGGAGGAGAAGAACACAAUGUAUAUGCAAAACACCGUGAGCUUGGAAGAAGAACUGAGGAAAGCCAAUGCAGCUCGGAGCCAACUGGAAACAUAUAAGAGACAGGUAGUUGAACUCCAAAAUAGAUUGUCUGAAGAAUCCAAGAAGGCAGACAAAUUAGAGUUUGAGUUCAAGAUGCUGAAAGAGAAAGUAGACAGUCUACAAAAAGAAAAAGAUCGGUUAAGGACAGAGAGGGACUCUCUAAAAGAAACAAUUGAAGAGAUUCGAUGUGUACAAGCACAAGAAGGACAGCUUACCACUUCAGGAUUAUUGCCAUUGGAAAGUCAGGAGUCUUCGGAUAGUUUAGCGGCGGAAAUCGUUACCCCUGAAAUCAAGGAAAAACUCAUUCGCCUUCAGCAUGAAAAUAAAAUUCUAAAGCUUAACCAAGAAGGGUCUGACAAUGAAAAGAUUGCCCUGUUGCAAAGUCUCCUGGAUGACGCCAAUCUCCGGAAGAAUGAACUGGAGACAGAAAACAGGCUUGUAAAUCAGAGACUGCUCGAAGUACAGUCUCAAGUUGAAGAACUGCAAAAAUCUUUACAGGAACAAGGUUCAAAAGCUGAAGAUUCUGUCAUUCUGAAGAAAAAACUUGAUGAACACCUCGAAAAGCUGCACGAAGCUAAUAAUGAGCUAAAGAAAAACCGUGCAAUCAUUGAAGAUCUAGAACCUCGAUAUAACAACAGUUCUCUCAAGAUAGAAGAAUUACAAGAAGCUUUACGGAAAAAAGAAGAAGAAAUGAAGCAAAUGGAAGAGCGGUACAAAAAGUACUUGGAAAAGGCCAAAAGCGUUAUCCGCACCUUAGACCCCAAGCAGAACCAGGGUUCAGGACCCGAGAUCCAGGCUCUGAAGAAUCAGCUGCAAGAACGUGACAGGAUGUUCCAUUCUUUAGAGAAAGAAUUUGAAAAAACGAAGAGUCAAAGAGAAACUGAAGAAAAAUACAUUGUCAGUGCUUGGUACAACAUGGGGAUGACUCUUCAUAAAAAAGCAGCAGAAGACAGACUUGCUAGUACAGGUUCUGGACAGUCCUUCCUGGCUAGACAAAGGCAAGCUACCAGCACAAGGAGAGCUUAUCCAGGCCACGUCCAGCCAGCGACAGCAAGGUAGAGGAAAGCCUUGCCCUUUUGAUAGGAAGCCAUCCUGCGAUCAAGACCGACUUCUGUUGCAAGUGACAGCGUUUCAGGAAACCCAGCCAGCAUCCUCUAUGUAUUUUUCCUCCCUUGUUCCUACAACUAACUUCUCGUUUCAGGAAGGCUUUAAAACAACAACAACAACUCCCGAUGUUUUUUAAUUUCCCUCCACUCUUUUUUGUUUUGCCUUUUAAUGUGCUGAAACAUCAAAGACACCUAGUGGAGUGUAAUCAUUACUUCCCUCCCUGUGUACAGAACUUCCCCUUCUCUUUGUCUCCCCAAACUGUUGAUGACUGGGUAGCAAACCUGAGAGUUUCCUGUUGGAGAAAGAUGUCUCCUGUUGGAGAAAGAUCCUUUCCAAGGCUGCCAUUGUAUAAAAGGGAAUUUUCUCCUUUUUUUCUCUUUUCACCCCAGUCUAAUCUGUCUGUUUUCAUAUGAUGCGAUGGGGUAGGCAACAAUGCUUUGUAGUAUAAUUAUGAAAUGCAUGUGUUGCAAUGGCCUAGAUAUGGGCAGAAGCUGGAACUUGGCUGCAAGGGUCCCUGAUCGGGAGGGAAGGGUGUUGGAUAAGUUUCCCUUGUGCUGCUGUUAACUCCUUUCCUUGGGUUUAGGUUUAGAGAAGUGGGCUAGCUUUCUUUUGGCUUUCUCUACUCAUGUCCUCUUUCUGCUUCACCAGAGUUCAGCAAUCUGAUGAUUUCUCCAUUUUACUGCCCAGGACAACAUGGGGCUCUAACCAUGUGUAGAACAGGCGAUCCACGGGGUUGUUGACGCGCUUCCAUAACUGGGUAGAAAUCUGAGGAAGUGUGGGGUUGUGGUAGCGUUUGGUUCAGGGCAUGGCUGAAUCCUACUGAGGAACAGUGCUGCACAUUGGUAAACUAUCACCAGGAAAUUUAGAAGAGUAGCGACCAUGAGAAGUGGUCACCUCUUUCUGCACUGAAAUACAUUUGGGUUUAUUUUGGGGGGUAAAUUGUCUUAAAAUGGCCAUCCAUUUUAGUAAGGAGGAUGAGGAUAUUAAAUUGCCUUUGCAGAUGGCACUGGUGCAAGGUGAUUCUGACAUGUGUGCUCAUGCUCCUUUUUGCGCCAAAUUUUAAUGUGCAACUUGGGUGAAGUUAAUGGAUACCUGGUCUCCAUCAUGAAAUAAGAAUAGCAUUUCCCUUUGGAUUCUGGUCCCUGCCGAGUAUUCUGAAUGUUCCUUUGCCUUCAAAUUGAUGUUUAUGAAAUUUGAGAUGGCUCAGUAUGGGGCCAUUUCCCUAUAGAUUCACCAUUAGAAUAACUUGGGAGGUCUUGUUUAAUAUUAAUGAUCCCUUUAGUAUGCCUGUUUUUCAACAAGGAAUUUCUCUUACUUUAUACCCUUUUUUAAAAAAGGUCAACAUGAGACAUGUUAAAUAUUCCAAUAUAACGUUUUGCCUUUUAUUAUUUUUUCCAUGUAAAAAGCAAAAAUGCUUUUUACGUGGAAGUGGUUUGUUUGCUUUUUUAAAUGUGAUUAAGUUCAGAAUGUUCUCCCUCAUUUUUUGUAAGAGGCCACAGUUUUAUUAAUAAAAAAGCAACGCUACUUGUUAUUAAAAUGAAACUUGUAGAUAUUGGCCCUCUGUAAUAGUAUUUCAAAUUAGGUGAAGCAGGAUUUUCUCCCCAGUACACAGAAAAAUAAUUUAAAAAAAUCUUUCUAAGGGUAGUUCGCUUGGUGAAGUGGCAUUAAUGAACAGAGGGCAGAGGAAACUGAAGUUCUGUAUACAAGCAGAAUUAUUUGGUGUUCGUCUUAUUUUCUGUGCUGGUUGACUUUGCACUUAGUAUCACAUUCUAUACACAGGUGCAGCUGUUAGUCUUGAACAAUACCACACUUGGCCAUUCUCAGGUCUAGUCAUCUCAGCUGCUCGCUAUUCUCCGUUUUAACCUCUGGCGUGCUUCACUGUGCAAAACAGUUUCAAAAACCUGAGGUGGGGGGGGGGGAGAGUUCGGUUCAAGGGGGGGAAGAAUUAUUGUCUCUAGGCUACUGUGCUAAUCUAAUUUAAAAAAUUAUUUAGUUCUCUGCCUGAAUUCAACUUGAACACAAGCUUUUAUAAAUGGACUGACCUGCUCUCCAGUUUCAGGUUUUCUUUGCUGAUCUCCCACCCCUUCCUUUUUCUGUUGGUGUUGGGAUUCUUCUGCUUUCCAUGACAUCUUUCAGUUUCUCAUUCCUUUUUUUCACCUUUCAUAAAAAAUAUUUCUCCACUUUUGCUUGUUUCUUGCUUGCAUUAUGGUGGAUGAGGCAAGCAAAGUUUAAAGUCCCAUAUUUUGAAAACAUCAAGACCUUUCAAUUGAAAACUGCUUCAGUUUUGUUCUGGUGCUUUGAAAAUCGAAUAUGCUUUCCCAUAGUUCAAAAGAACCAUGAAAAACUGCUAUCAAGAACUAUUUUAGAAAAAGUUAGUUGCACUAAGUCUUGUUGAAGUCAAUGGGACAUUAGCCUUAACUAAUGUAAUGCCAUGAAUUCAGUGAGAUUUGUGCAUCUUGCUUUCUCAAGAUCAGAGUCUGUGUGCCUUGCUACUUUUUGCAGAUUUUGUGAUGAGAGAGGGUUUCUUUUUAAAAGAUCUGGGUUGAAACAAUCCAUGUGUGUUUCAAGAAAAUUCACUCAUUUGAUAAAAGGGUGAUUUUUGGUUUAAAAGACAGAACUGGUGUUCUAAUGCAGCUUAAAUGGGUAAAGACAAGGUGUAAGAAUUGUACUAUAUAAACAUAAAAGUUCCUCAUUUUUUCUCUGAUUUUAACAUUUAACAGCAAGGUCUUGGAAUAAUAUUUGAUUUGUGUGAAAAUAUUUUUCUCCGGUUAAAGGUUAUGGUUUUCACAUUUGUGCAUUGUUGGUUAGCUUUCUUUAUUGGAUUGUUGUCCUCUGGAUUCUUUUGUGCUGCAAACAAGCUGGCUAAGGACUCAUAUUGAUGCAAGGUAUACUCAUCUAUGUAUGUUCUGGAUUUUAAAGAGUUUAUCACAGCUUAAUUUAUUAUAAUUUCUUUAAGAUGUUGCUUUAAAAAACUUGAAAAUUAGCCAGCUGUAUUUUACUCUAAUAAACCCCACAGAUAUUU